AUGUCGCAGAGUCAUGGCAGCCAGCCUCACGUCGACGCCCUAAGAGGCACCCGGGUCCUCGUCAUCGGAGGCACAGCAGGCAUCGGCAAAGGCGUCGCAUCGGCAGCGCUCGCCGGGGGAGCCAAGGUGUUUCUCUCGUCAUCGGACCCGUCCAAAAUCACCGCCGCGGUCGCCGAUUUCCAGUCAAUCUACCCCGGCGCUAGCGUGUCCGGCACGGCGGCCGACCUGUCCCGAACCGACACCGUCGAGGCCAAUCUGGAAAAGGUCCUCCAGGCCGCCGUCGCAGAGCUGGGCGGCCCCCUCAAUCACGUCGCCUACACGGCAGGGGACGCCUUUGACUUUGCACCCCUGUCCGAGGCCACGGCCGCCAACGCCUACUCGUCCUGGACGGUGCGCUACCUGGGCCCGCUGCUGCUGGGCAAGCUGGUGACGGUGCACCCGGGCGUCUACCUCGAGGCGGCCGCCCGCUCCUCCAUCACCCUGACCUCUGGCAUCCACGGAAGCAAGCCGUUCCCGGGCCUGUCCAAGAGCAUUGCCUGGUGCGGCGCCGUCGAGACCUUGACGAGGGCCCUCGCCGUCGACCUGGCCCCGGUCCGGGUCAAUAAUGUCUCGCCCGGGGCCAUUCGCACCCCCAUGCUGGAGAAGCUCGGCCAAGAGGCCAUGGCUGGCUUUGCUGAGAAGCAGCUCGUCAAGGAUGUAGGCAAGGUCCAGGAGAUAGCAGAGGCAUAUCUGCUCGGCAUGCGUUGUGCCUUUGCGACGGGCCAACAGUUUGUCAUUGACGGCGGCUACACUUAUAAAUGA
Messenger RNA from Pestalotiopsis fici W106-1, 801 nucleotides. RefSeq lists its product as uncharacterized. The record is from RefSeq and is a predicted model, not a curated record. Lineage: Eukaryota; Fungi; Ascomycota; Sordariomycetes; Amphisphaeriales; Sporocadaceae. Bases 1 to 801 code for a protein of 266 amino acids. Gene Ontology annotation, molecular function: oxidoreductase activity. The transcript has a single exon.